Molecule: messenger RNA, 957 nt
Organism: Thunnus maccoyii (southern bluefin tuna)
Lineage: Eukaryota; Metazoa; Chordata; Actinopteri; Scombriformes; Scombridae
Product: histone H3
Exons: 1
Coding region: 35-445 (136 amino acids)
Cellular component (GO): nucleosome
Molecular function (GO): DNA binding; structural constituent of chromatin; protein heterodimerization activity
Source: RefSeq, a predicted model, not a curated record
UACUAUUUUCUCUUGAUCAGAGAAACAAGACGCGAUGGCAAGAACCAAGCAGACCGCUCGUAAAUCCACCGGAGGCAAAGCCCCCAGGAAGCAGCUGGCCACCAAGGCUGCCCGUAAGAGCGCCCCGGCCACCGGCGGCGUGAAGAAGCCUCACCGUUACAGGCCCGGUACCGUGGCUCUGAGAGAGAUCCGUCGCUACCAGAAAUCCACCGAGCUGCUGAUCCGCAAGCUGCCCUUCCAGCGCCUGGUGAGGGAGAUCGCUCAGGACUUCAAGACCGACCUGCGCUUCCAGAGCUCCGCUGUCAUGGCUCUGCAGGAGGCCAGCGAGGCUUACCUGGUCGGCCUGUUCGAGGACACCAACCUGUGCGCCAUCCACGCCAAGAGGGUCACCAUCAUGCCCAAAGACAUCCAGCUGGCCCGCCGCAUCCGCGGAGAGAGAGCUUAAACUGUCCUCUGCUCCAUAAACACAACGGCUCUUUUAAGAGCCACCAACUCUCUGACAGAGCAACACGUCCUUCUGUUGAUACUUUUAUUAUUAUUAUUGUUUGUGUCUAAUCACCUCUCAAGGUGUUAUAGAGCUAUGAUGAGACUUAAACAAAUGUAAACACUGUAUAAUCUUGAGUAAAUCCAUUCAGAAGCAGUUUUGUCUUUAGUGUACAUGUAUGAUGGGAAAAGGUCUGUUUGUGUGUAAAAAAGCUGUAGACAGCAACAUUUUACACAUUUAUACAGAUUAAACACAUUUUGUUAACCUCUGGAAAAAUAAUAAAGUAGACUGUGGAUGAGAAUGAACUCAUAAUAGAGUAGAACAUUUAAACUACACCAACAUCAUUGUAUAACAUUUCAUACCGUAAAAGCAACACUGUCAUUAACUGUAUAUACUGUAUAAAUUUAACCUCAGACUGCAGCCAGAAUAUCAGUCAGUCAAAUGAUAUGAAAUAAAUCAUUUAUUUGAAAUCA